Molecule: messenger RNA, 4556 nt
Organism: Trichobilharzia regenti
Lineage: Eukaryota; Metazoa; Platyhelminthes; Trematoda; Strigeidida; Schistosomatidae
Source: the annotation of a GenBank genome assembly
AAAAUAACAUUCUGUAACAAUAUUCGAUAAUUGAUCUAGAUUCGGGCAUCACUAGGAUCCAUUUUUCAACAAUUAAAUUCUGACGACAAGUUAUAUUGGUUAUACUGAACAAUUAUAUUCAACCUAAUUAAUUUAAUGUAUGAUAUUCUAUAGUCGAACAUACUGAAAUAAACCCUAUUGUUGUGAGUACUUGAGAAAUGGAACUUGGGACUAUCGGCCCAAUUACAUUAGAUUCAACUACAAAUUGUACUGAUCUGCAUAGAGGACAAAAUAAUUAUCAGUCAAGCACACUAAUGCAACGUGCUAAUCUUAAUACAUGCAAUAUGAAUCCAACAGUAUGUGAUUACUAUAAUCAUUCAGUUACACAACACUUAGAUGUUAUUCAUAUGGACACUGACAAUAACAAUACCAUUAUUGCUACUAUAAAUACUACUACUAAUAAUAACAAUAAAAUGAAAUACAAUCAGUACACUUCAAUUUCAGUGCCAUCCACUAACACUUGUACAUUGAACAAUAAAUAUUCAAACGAUUUAAGUAAUUUAACAAAACCGCUAUCUAAUCCACUGUUAUCAAAUGAUCGAUUAACAGAAUUAAUAACUAAUCGCCACCAGGAGGAUUCAUCAACAGGAAUUAUGUCAGUUAACUGUUCUAAUGAUAAAGCGUUAAUAAUGAAACAUUCGAGUAAAUCAACCGAUCAAUAUGAUCAGUGUUCACUAAUAAAUAAAUCCUUUUUCAAUGAUUAUAACAAUUUAACUAAUUUCACUGGAGUAAAUCCUCUAACAACGAAAGGAACUACAACUGGGACUGCAACUGCAACUGCAGCUGCAACCUCUGUUGCUACAACGACAUCGGGAACAACACCAAUUACUUCAGUGCAUUCAAUGAAUAAUGCACCAACAAUUCCAGUGUCAUCCUCGUCAUCAUCUCAACCUACAACAACAACAUUAUCGAACGUCACGCAACAAUCAUUUGUCAAAGAGAUAAGCAGAACACCAUCUCCAUCAACAUUAACUGACAAGAAACACUAUCAGUCAAGCGAAAUGGAAUACGCCAAAUUUUCCAACGUAUUAUCAGAUAAUCAUGCAGAGAAGAGUAGUAAAAGUAAUGAGAAUAAUAAUAAUGGUGACAAUAAUGAAAACUCUUCUAAAUGUGAGCAAGAAUUGUAUACACAAUCAAAUUUAAAUCAAUCUAUGCAUAGAAAAUCAUUAUUACCACCAAUGUUACCAAGUGGAGUUGCAUCAUCAAUAUCAUCCUCGUGUGUGUCAUCCUCCUGCUCCUCCUCCAGGUCAUCAUCAUCAUCAUCACCGUUAUAUCGAUUAAAUCAGUUAAUAAGUACAAGUGAACCUUCAUGUUACAUGCGAGACGUGUAUACUCAUAGACUGAUGAGUAUUCCAGUGUCAACAACGUCAACUGUAACAACAGGGAUAAGUGGAGGAAACAAUGGUGAAGUUGGAGUGAUUACAUCAAAUCCUAGUGUCUGUCUGAAUUAUUCUGAGGCUUCAACACCUUUGAAUGCUUCAUUUACAGUCAAUAAAACAUCUUUGACGCAGGAAUCAACAUCAGUAGCGGCAUCAUCAGUAUUAAGUUAUGGGAACAGUAUUAGUAAUAAUACUAGUAAUAAUAAUAAUAAUGUAUUUCAUUUACAAAAUCCUCAUUCUCUGACAGGCAUAGAAAACUCUAAAUUCUCAGUUCAAUCACAUUUAGAACAACUUCCAUUACAGUCAAUAUGUACAACAACUAAUGUUACUUAUUCUACGCAUAUUACUUCUAGUCAUACAACUAAUAAAAUUGGAGGUACAUCAGUAAUUCAAUCAGAACAACAACAACAACAGCAACAACGACCAAUCGAAACCUUAUCAACAUUCUCUAAUCCCUUAUCUAUGAUGUAUGAGAAUAUAAAUAUUAAAAAUGCAAUCAAUAAUACCUACCUUCAACAUCCUUAUCAUCAUAAUCAGCCACAACAGAACCAUCUGAAUCAGGCACAAAGGCAUCAAAUGAGUGGUGCAUUGCCACCAGGACUACCUGGACCACCACCACCAGCACUCCCACCCUCACAGCAACAGCAACAACAACAACUGAAAACACUCCUACCACCAAUGCAAAAUACAAAUUUACACUUAUCUAAUUUUCCAUAUUCAUUCAAUGGUAAUAUUACUAUCCCUAGUAACAAUACUACUACUAAUAGUAGUAAUAAUAGCAACUGUAAUACUUUACAUAUGCAUAAUAACAGUAAUAAUAACACUAAUACCAAUAGUCUCACUGACAGAAUUAAUGCCACUUGUGAUGAAUUCUUGCCUUCAGAAUGUCGGUCAACAAGUGCAGUACGUUCAAGGAAAAAGCGUAAACCGUAUACACGUUAUCAGACAAUGGUUUUAGAAAAUGAAUUUAUGGGCAAUGCAUAUAUUACGAGACAAAAACGAUGGGAGAUAUCGUGUAAAUUACACUUAACAGAAAGACAAGUCAAAGUCUGGUUUCAAAAUAGACGAAUGAAAAAGAAAAAAUUACAAUCACGUAAUCAUCAUCCAACUGGUAAUAAUACAAUGACUGGUAGUCUAUCAGAAACUGGUAAAGAUGGUGUCGAAUGUAUGCUAGAAGAUGGAGAUGAUGAGGAUGAAGAUGAUGAAGACGAUCAAGUUGAAGAUGACGCCGAUGAAGAUGAAGAAGAAGAUGAUGACGAUGAUGAAGGGAAGGAAGAUUUCGACGAAUUAGGAACUGGUAAUAUAUUUGACAGACAUCAUCGUUUACAUCAACACCAUCUUCAUCAUCAUCAUCAGCAACAACAGCAGUAUAAUCGAAUUUUAAGUAAUUGUAACAACCAUCUUGACCUUAAUAAUAGUAAUAAUAAUAAUAGUUUAAGAGGACAAUUAAAAGAAUUUACACUUUUGAAGAAAACCGAUAAAAAUUCAGAUACAACUACUAUUGAAGAAUAUGAAGAAGACUCAUUGAAGAAUGAAAAAACUAGAAGUGAACAUGAUCUGCACAAUUUAAGUCCAGAUAUGUAUUUGAACACCACAUCAUCAUACUUUAUGGAUACUGUCAAUGACUAUGGAGGGGGUAAUCAAGCGUUAUUGACAGACAUGAAUUACAGUAAUAGUAAUAAUAACAAUAAAAUGUGUCAUCGUAUGCCAUUCGAUAAGCUAUCACAUGAACUGUUUCAUCCAUUUUAUCAUUCAUCAAUAGAAAAUAAUCUAAUGAAUUCUGAAUUUAAUUUGAAUCCAGUUAAUAUAAAUAUGAUGAAUAUUGAUAGAGAUUUACUGUUAGAUCCCUUGAAAGAAUCUAUGAGAAAUCAGUUGACUAAUCCAGAUUAUAAUAGGUAUAUUAACUGUUGUCCUGGUUGGUCAACAGGGACUAGUAGUAGCCAAAAUGAGAAUGAAAUCAAUCUGUCUUCAUCAACACCAACGCCAACAACAACAACAACAACACUAACACCACGAACCUCCUCUGAAUCACUGAAUUACUUCACAGGGUUACCACCAACGUCUAAGUGGAAUAAUAUGCAAGCAGAAUAUCCUUCACCAGUCUGUUGUGUGUCGGCUAAUCCAUUUCAUUCAGUAUCAAGUCUAAAAUCGAAUUCUUUGAAUCAGUAUCACCCGCCUCAUCCAAAUCUUGAUCUUCGUAACCAUCAGUACAGUCAUCCCCAACACUUUUCAACUGUAAAACAGUCUGGAAUAAAUGAAUUGCCCAGUCGAAGUAGAAGUCCUUGUGAAGCUGAGGUAUUAUUGUCUGCACCAAUUAAUGAGCAUAAUCUAGGCAAUAGUUUACUUGAUAAAGGUGAAUUGACUGUUGGUAAUCAGUCAUAUUUGUCUCGACUUCAACGUUCUAUGCUGUAUCCGAAUUCGAAUUAUCUGUCUAGUUCAUGUGCUACAAUAACAACAACAACAACAGGUGAAUACCCUUCAAAAUCAUUAAAUUAUAAUGAAAAUAAUUUAAAUUUAUUGUCCCAGUUAAAUACAACAUUCCUUUAUGAUAAUGAUGAGUCUACUAUAGACUUAACAAUUCCUAAUAUAAAUACUUCAGUGUCAACAGGACUAUCGUCAACAACUACGAUGAAUAACACAAGUAAUAAUAAUAAUAGUAAUUUUAAUUUAUUCCCAUUGAAUGAAUCUGACUAUUAUGCUAAUCACGUUGAUCCGAGUAAACAGUAUAAAUUUGAUAAUGACUCCUCAACACUACUUCAAUGUUCUGUAUUACCGACUUUAACAUCAUCGUCAACACCAUUACUUGAAUCAAGAUUUACUUCUUGUUGGCCUACUAUGAAUCAAAAGUACUUACCACCGCCAUCUUCUGCAUUACAUCUUUUAAACAACAAUAAUAAUACUUCAAGUAAUGAGGCUAACAUUUCGGUAGUAGAUGAUUUAGACCAAAGCAGUGAAUCAUUUACAAGUAGUCUGAAUAAUAGUGAAUUAUCAUUAACAAAAAGUAUGUUCCACUCUUUACAGAAUUCUACAAUUCAUAACCGUGAAACAGAUGAAGCUAGUUUGCCGGUACCCAUGAAUGCAUGUAACACAUUCUCUAGAUUUACAGAUAUUACUGAUUGUAAUAAUUCAAAGAAUUUU